This is a messenger RNA of Chenopodium quinoa (quinoa), 1500 nucleotides long. Its product is annotated as putative F-box protein At1g65770. Gene Ontology annotation, molecular function: protein binding. The record is from RefSeq and is a predicted model, not a curated record. The coding region runs from base 103 to 1260 and encodes 385 amino acids. Lineage: Eukaryota; Viridiplantae; Streptophyta; Magnoliopsida; Caryophyllales; Amaranthaceae. The transcript has a single exon.
AAUCUAUAAUUAUGCAAUAUGCCAUGGAGUAAUUGGUACUAGAUCCAUUGGUUAGCCAUUAUCCCAAUUAAUCUCUCUCAAAAAACAAAGCUAAACAUAGAAAUGAGCAACUCCUCCAACAUAAUCGGUAACAAAUGGGAGGAUCUCCCAAACGAAAUCCUCGAAAUCAUUGCAAAACACCUUCAAUCUCGCAUCGACGUCUUCCGAUUUCGCGCCAUCUCCACUUCAUGGCGAUCCAUCGUUCCACUCUCCUAUCGUCAAACUCAAUCAUCCCUCACUCUUCCGCCGCCGUUUACGGCCACCGCCGUCUUAUCUCCCGUCACAAUCUGCCGCCUCGAACACUACUCCGGCGGCACCGCCGUCUUGAUGAAGGUGGUUGAAUCAAUAUCCGGCGAAUUACAGCUCCUCAACCCGCUCUCGACCAAAACAUUUAAGGGUAAUAGUAGUGUUUGCAGGACGAUUAACUUGGUAGAUUUUCGGUUGAUUGAGUUACAUAGAGGUUCUCGUUUGAUAUUUGAUUCAAUUCCCACGAAUUUUUAUGUGAAGAAAGUGGUUUUGUUUUAUGAUUUUGGAAUUUUGGCAUUGUUUGAUUUGGGGGGUUUAAGCCUAUUAAGUUUCUGGGGAUUUGGGGAUGAAGAAUGGACGAAUUUGGGUAAUGAAGGGGAUUGUUAUGAUGAUGUUAUGAGUUAUAACAAUCAAUUUUAUGUGAUUAAUAAUUUGGGGAUUGUGUAUUGGAUUGAUAAAUGUAGGAAUCUUGUUCAAUAUUCACCUCCACUUUGUGGAUUUGGACACCUGAAAAAUCUAGUUGUAUCUGAAGGGCAGUUUUAUGUUGUUGAUUCUUAUAUGGAGGAGGAUGCAGCACGAAUGCAAGCGGCUAUGUUUGAGGAGCUGGGUGUACGAGGCCGUUGUCGGACAGUGGAUAUGAAGGUGUAUAAGCUGGAUGAAGAAUGGGGUACUUGGGUUGAUGUGAAAUCGUUAGAGGAUCGAGUUUUCGUGCUAGGUAAAGAAGUUUGUGUUUCGGUUAGUGUUAAGGAUUUCCCGGGUUGCCAAGGGAAUUGCAUAUACUUUGUUGAUGCUUCGGAUACUAAGACGGAAUUUCAAACUUUAGGAGAGACCGUCAAACGAUUUGUUGGUCGUGUAUUUCGGUUUGACAAUGGGAGUGUAAGGGCGGUCGAGUGUCUCCCUGCCUAUAAGAAGUUCUCUCCUCAUAUGAAUUGGCCCUUGGCUAUUUCAUCUUCCCGUGAUAAUAUUGCUGUGUAAUUGUUGUUUCUCAACAUGGGGCAAUUUGGUUGUUUUAAGUUACAAGUUCUGAGAUUCCUAUCACUUUAGUAUUGUUUUUCAAGUAUGCAUUCCGUACUCAUUUUAUUUUGAAUUUGUCUCUUGUAUUUUAAUGUUAUGUACUCCGUACCUUGUAAAUUUUGUGUAUCAUCUAUUGUUGCAAUUGUUACAAAACAAAGAGCUUGUAAUUUUGGAUUUGGAUUUGAGUUUCAAAUUCUAAAA